ACCGCAACCGAUCUAAAUAUUGAAGUGAAAAAACCACACACUCUACUGUCAACCGCCCCUCCUCCCUUCUCCGGCUUGAACUCUCGGUACCCUUUGCUUUCUUCCCGGCGAAAACAACAAUGGAGCCAGAUGUCAGCAUCGAAACCAGUUCCAUGAUCCGGAUCGCCGUCCUCCCUGUCGGAGAAAUCCACCUGCACCUCUUCCGCAAAUACGCCGGGAUGCUCGGCCGCCACCACAAGAUCGAACUCUCAACUAUCACUGAUUUCUACAAAGCUGACCAAAAAUCUCCAUUCUCUCAACAGCCAUGGGAAUCCGGUAGUCUAAGGUUCAAGUUCAUUGUAGGCGGAUCGCCGCCGAGUCCAUGGGAGGAUUUCCAAUCAAACCGCAAAAUUCACGGCGUUAUCGGAAUCUGUCAUUGUCCGUCUUCUCCUGAUCUAGGCAGUGUUGCUGAGCAAUUCGCUAUGGCUUGUAAAGGAUACUCAUCUUCAGUUGUGCAAAGGUGUUUCGUUUUUUCCCCUGGAGAUACACAGCUAGCAGACAGGAAUAACAACAAAAAUAAAUUGGUUUUGUUUCCUCCUGCUGACCAGAGGACUCAAGAAAUUCACCUGCAAACAAUGAUGCAAGAGAUUGCUGCUUCACUUCUAAUGGAGUUUGAAAAAUGGGUUCUCAGACCAGAAUCUGGUGGAAUAAUUCUGAAGACACCUUUAGAUUCUCAAGCCAGUCUCAGCUCAGAGGAGGUGAUCAAAGCAAAAAAGAGGAGACUUGGAAGAGCACAGAAAACAAUUGGAGAUUAUUGUUUACUAGCUGGAUCACCUGUUGAUGCCAAUGCUCAUUAUUCUACAGCUUUAGAACUUGCCAGACUUACUGGGGAUUACUUUUGGUAUGCUGGUGCAAUGGAAGGUGGUGUUUGUGCUUUGCUGAUGGAUAAAGCAGUUCAUAGGGAUCCAGUUAUAGAGGAGGAGGUCAAGUAUCGUUACAACAGUGUCAUUGUGCAUUACAGGAAGUCAUUUAUACAAGACAAUGCUCAAAGGGUUUCACCCCUCAGUUUUGAACUGGAAGCUACUUUGAAAUUGGCAAGAUUUCUAUGCAGACGUGAGCUGGCUAAGGAGGUGGUUGACCUUUUGACUGCUGCAGCAGAUGGAGCAAAAUCUUUGAUAGAUGCAAGUGAUAGACUGAUAUUAUACAUUGAAAUAGCUCGUUUAUAUGGAACUCUUGGUUACCAUAGAAAAGCUGCCUUUUUCUCCAGACAAGUGGCUCAGUUAUAUUUACAACAAGAAAACAGUUUAGCUGCUAUUAGUGCCAUGCAAGUGUUAGCACUUACUACAAAAGCAUAUCGUGUUCAAAGUCGCGCAUCCAUUCCCAAAGAUACCGGGUCAUGUAUUGGUGAUAAUGGGAAGAUGAAUCAUGAAUUGGUUGUAUCUUUAUUUGAGUCACAAUGGAGCACUCUACAGAUGGUUGUUUUAAAAGAGAUACUUCUCUCGGCUGUUCGUGCUGGAGAUCCUCUUGCUGCAUGGAGUGCAGCAGCACGUUUAUUAAGAUCUUAUUAUCCUUUAAUUACACCUUCAGGCCAAAAUGGUCUUGCAACUGCACUUAAUAAUUCUGCUGAAAGGCUUCCUUCUGGAACUCAUUGUCCUGAUCCUGCCUUACCUUUUGUAAGGUUGCAUUCGUUUCCUCUACACCCAUCACAAAUGGACAUAAUAAAACGAACACCGGGUCGACCCGAUUGGUGGGCUGGAUCCGCUCCAUCUGGACCCUUCAUCUACACACCUUUCACCAAAGGCGAUCAAACCACCACCACAAAACAAGACCUCGUUUGGGUCGUGGGUGAACCCGUUCAAGUUCUGGUCGAAUUAGCCAACCCAUGCGGGUUUGACCUUUUAGUCAACUCCAUAUACCUAUCAGUCCACUCCGGAAACUUCGAUUCCUUUCCAAUCACCGUCACCCUCCCUCCCAAUUCCUCCAAAGUCAUCACCCUCUCCGGAAUCCCAACCAAAACCGGGCCUGUUUCCAUUCCGGGAUGCAUCGUUCACUGUUUCGGUGUCGUCACCGAACAUUUCUUCAAAGACGUCGACAAUUUACUCCUCGGAGCUCAACAAGGUCUCGUGAUUUCCGACCCGUUUAGGUGUUGCGGGUCCGGGAACGGGAAGGUGAAAAACACGAAUGUACCAAGUAUUACGGUUGUGCCAUCGCUUCCGUUGCUGGUGUCGCGGACUGUCGGCGGCGAUGGGGCGGUGAUUUUGUACGAAGGCGAGAUCCGCGAGGUUUGGAUUAGCAUUGCGAAUGCGGGAACAGUUGCGGUUGAACAAGCACAUGUUUCGUUAUCAGGGAAGAAUCAGGAAUCGGUGAUUUCGAUUGGGUCGGAGGCGUUGGAAUCAGCACUUCCGUUGAAGCCAGGGGCGGAAGUGACGAUUCCGGUUACUUUAAAAGCUUGGCAACUUGGGUUGGCGGAUCUUGAUGGGUCUAGGCCCAUGAAAGAUUCAAGUAGCCCGAUGUUGUUGAUCCAUUAUGCAGGUCCCACAGAGAACCACCAAGAGCCGCCAGCAACCACCGGUCUCCUGCCACCGGGUCGCCGCCUUGUGACACCUUUAAACAUCUGUGUCUUACAAGGGUUAUCUUUUGUAAAAGCUCGCUUACUCUCAAUGGAAAUUCCUGCUCAUGUGGGACAAAUUUCUGAUAAUUCCACACACACAGAUCGGCUAGUCAAAAUCGACCCCUACAGAGGCAGCUGGGGCCUACGUUUUCUCGAACUCGAGUUAUCAAACCCAACCGAUGUUGUUUUCGAGGUCGGUGUCUCGGUCAACCUCGAAAACGUUGACCAAAAUUCAUCCGAAUUCGAUUACCCAAAAACAAGAAUCGAUCGAGACUACACUGCGAGAGUAUUAAUCCCAUUGGAGCAUUUUAAGCUACCGAUUCUUGAUGGUUCCUUUUUAGUAACGAAUUCAAAGUCAAACAAGAAAGCGGAAGUCAACGCGUCCAUAAAGGAUUUGAUUUCGAAAAUUAAGGUUAGGUGGGUUUCCGGAAGGAAUAGUUCCGGAGAGUUGCAUAUUAAAGAUGCUACUCAGGCUGCCCUUCAGACAUCGGUCAUGGAUGUUUUGCUGCCCGAUCCUUUGACUUUUAGUUUCCGGCACGUUGACCAAGUUGACCAAGGUCAAGGUCGUGUACUGGCACAUGAGAUGACACCUAUGGAAGUUAUGGUGAGGAAUAAUACCAAGGAUUUGAUCAGUAUGAGUCUUAGUAUUACGUGUAGAGAUGUUGCUGGUGAAAACUGCAUUGAAGGGACUAAUUCUGCUGUACUUUGGUCUGGUGCUUUGAGUGGGAUGAAGGUGGAUGUUCCUCCACUUGAAGAAAUUAAACAUGCGUUCAGUUUGUAUUUUCUUGUCCCGGGUGAGUACACACUAUUGGCUGCUGCAGUCAUUGACGAUCCCAAUGAAAUUCUAAGGGCUCGGGCUCGAUCCUCUUCUCCUGAUGAACCCAUCUUUUGUCGGGGCCCACCUUAUCAUGUUCGCGUAAAUGGUAAUGAGGGACUAUUCUUGACAACUGUGAAGACUGCUUUGUAA
Messenger RNA from Lactuca virosa, 3557 nucleotides. Lineage: Eukaryota; Viridiplantae; Streptophyta; Magnoliopsida; Asterales; Asteraceae. The record is from the annotation of a GenBank genome assembly.